CAACUCGCAACUUUUAUAUUUCACUCUGCUGCUUCGAGAUCCACCCAUUAAAAAGUAUUUAAACCGAAAUGAAGAUUAGUGAGCCUUCAUGGGCCUUCGUGGGCUUUGACCUGGGUUUAGUGUUUAAAGCCCAUUUCCUCUUUAUGGUCGUGUACUUGAGAAGAAAUCUUUUCUUCUUCUCUGUAAACAAUCCAUCGAAAGAUCAUCAAAAAAAUCAUCUUCUUCCUCAAUUUCUUCUGAUUCCUCCUCUCUUUCUUCUACUUCUCACCAAAUUUCUGUUAGUUCUCUGAUAAGUACAUUUCGUGCUUAUCAAAUACUUAUAUUUUAAGGGGUUGAAGUUGUAAUUUUGAAGAAGUUGAAGAUCAAUCAAAAAUAAUAGAAGAACAGAGACGACGAAACGAAACCAGCCGGAGAACUGAGCAGAGAAAAACCCCCGGCGAGAAUGGGAAAUUCGAAUUCGUCUUCUGUUGAUCAUCGCUUCAUUUCUGCUUCCAGAGCUUUUACUCAGAAGAAGCUCGAUGAUCUCAAAUCUCUCUUCGUCUCCCUCGCUUCCAAUUCUCAGAGCAAUGACCAAUACGUCUCGUACCCUGUUUUCCAGGAGUAUUUUGGUCUGAGUGGUUCUUUAGGAGAAAGGAUGUUUGAUAUGGUCACUCAACGCAGGAAAGAUGAUAAAAUGACUUAUGAAGAUCUUGUUAUUGCUAAGGCAACAUACGAGAAAGGAACUGACGAUGAGAUUGCUGAGUUUAUUUACCAGACUUUGGAUGUUAAUGGCAAUGGGGUCUUGUCAAGGUCUGAUUUAGAGUCGUUCCUGGUGGUGAUUUUGAAGAGUGUGUUCUCCACUGAGAGUUCUGAUGCGGAAUCAAGUGAUUACAAGAAGAUGGUGGAUGCGCUACUCAAUGCCGCUACUUUCUCAAAAUCUGAUGAUGGUUCUGAAAAAGGAAUGUCUUUUGAAGACUUCAGAAGCUGGUGCUCAUUCGUUCCAACUAUCAGAAAGUUCCUCGGAAGCUUGCUUAUGCCCCCGAGUACAGUGAGACCUGGAUAUCAAGUCCCGCAUCUGCUAUAUGAAGAUAGUGUGAGUUCAGAUAGGCUACUAUUAAAGAAGGAAUACGCUUGGCAUAUUGGAGGAGCUCUUCCUCACCAUGAGCUUGUAGAGUGGAAGCUGUUGUAUCACAGUUCCGUACACGGUCAAAGCUUCAACACAUUCCUCGGACACACAUCAAACACUGGUAUGUCGGCAUCUGUGCUAAUCAUCAAAGACACAGAAGGAUAUGUGUAUGGAGGGUACGCCUCUCAACCUUGGGAGAGGUACAGCGAUUUCUAUGGAGACAUGAAGUCUUUUCUUUUCCAGCUUAACCCUAAAGCAGCCAUUUACCGACCAACUGGAGCAAACACCAACAUUCAAUGGUGUGCUACUAAUUUCACAUCGGAGAACAUUCCGAAUGGGAUAGGAUUUGGAGGUAAGAUAAAUCACUUUGGCCUGUUUAUAUCAGCAAGCUUCGAUCAAGGCCAGACAUUCGAAUGCACAACGUUUGGUAGCCCGAGCCUUUCCAAGACGAGCAGAAUUCAGCCAGAAGUGAUAGAAUGCUGGGGAAUCGUUCAGGCCUCAAAUGAACAAGACACCAAACAUAACGCCAUGAAAGGUACUGUUCUGGAGAGGUUUAAGGAAGAUCGCAACAUGCUCAAACUAGUCGGCAUGGCAGGCAAUUCAAAUGAUUGAAUAGAGAAUUUAGGUUCUGAGAUUCAAUCUUAGAUAUACACUCAACGUUCGUAUACAUUGUGAGAGUGAGUGUGCAAAAACAUUAUGUACAAUAAAGAGUGUUGUAUGAUUCAUACCAUUUCCAUUUCACUUGAAUCACAUCAAAAUUCGAGAAAGUGUUU
Messenger RNA from Arabidopsis thaliana (thale cress), 1878 nucleotides. Its product is annotated as TLD-domain containing nucleolar protein. Gene Ontology annotation, molecular function: calcium ion binding. The record is from RefSeq and is marked reviewed. Lineage: Eukaryota; Viridiplantae; Streptophyta; Magnoliopsida; Brassicales; Brassicaceae. Bases 443 to 1717 code for a protein of 424 amino acids. The transcript has 8 exons.